Molecule: messenger RNA, 7549 nt
Organism: Salarias fasciatus (jewelled blenny)
Lineage: Eukaryota; Metazoa; Chordata; Actinopteri; Blenniiformes; Blenniidae
Gene: sdk2a
Product: sidekick cell adhesion molecule 2a
Exons: 45
Coding region: 74-6793 (2239 amino acids)
Biological process (GO): cell-cell adhesion
Molecular function (GO): protein binding
Source: RefSeq, a predicted model, not a curated record
AGCGCAGUCUGACGCGCAGGACCAGCAGCAGUCAGGACUCUUUCCCCGGGAGUGCGCGCGGCCACCGAGCAACAUGUUCCCAGCGUGGAGGAUCCGCACCGGGGGCUCGACGGUGCCGGCGGCGGCGCGGCGGAGCGCGCGGGGAACCGGACAGGUGUGGGUGUCCUGCUGGGCGCUCCUGUGGGCGACUCGGAUCCUCAGCGCGCGGGCUCAAGUAGACGACGUCCCGCCGUAUUUCAAGAUGGAGCCCCCUCCGGCCCAGGUCCACCUGGAGGGCAACCGCCUGGUUCUCACCUGCAUGGCCGAGGGCAGCUGGCCCCUGGAGUUCAAAUGGAUCUACAACGGCACCGAGCUCACCCGUUUCUCCCUGGAAUACAGGUACCUGAUCCCCACGCUGGACCGAGCGCACGCGGGCCACUACCGCUGCAUUGUGAGGAAUAGAGUGGGAGCCAUAAUGCAGUGCAGCACUGAAGUGCAGGUUGCUUAUAUGGGAGGUUUUGUGGAGGGUGAGAGAUCUCAGACUGUGUCCCAGGGCGAGGGUGCUCUCAUCCAUGCACCGCGGAUACACAGCUUCCCCCGGCCCCAGAUCACGUGGUUCAGAGAUGGGCGGAAGAUUCCCUCCAGCAGUCGUAUUGCCAUCACCCUGGACAACACGCUGGUCAUCCUGUCCACCGUGGCGCCCGACGCGGGGCGCUACUACGCCCAGGCGGUCAACGACAAGAACGGGGAGAACAAGACCAGCCAGCCCGUCGUCCUCACCGUGGAGAAUGUCGGGGGACCCGCAGACCCCAUCGCCCCCUCCAUCAUCGUGUCACCGAAGAACACCAGCGUCACGGUGGGGAGGAACGAAGCCAUCAUGGAGUGUGUCGCCAACGCGAGACCUCUUGUCAAAAUGAGUAUCACUUGGAGGAAAGACGGGGUGUUGGUCAACACGGGGAUCCGGGAUUUCGGCCGCCGGCUGGUCAUCAGCUUGCCGGCGGUGAGCGACAGCGGAUACUACGAGUGCGAGGCGUCGCUCCGCAGCAGCAGCGUCCCCUCGGUCACCGCCGGGGCGUACCUGCACGUUCUCGAAUAUCCUCUAUUUGUAAAAGAGCCACCGAGUCACAUCAGUGCAGAAAUGGAGAAAGUGGUGGAUAUCCCCUGUCAGGCACGAGGCACUCCACAGCCAGACAUCGUGUGGUAUAAAGACGCCGUGCCCAUCAGCCCGGUGAAGAUCCCCAGGUACAGGGUGCUGGUGGGAGGGAGCCUGCAGAUCAACGGCCUCCUGCCAGACGACACGGGGAUGUUUCAGUGCUUCGCCCGCAAUCUGGCCGGCGAGAUCCAGACAAACACCUACCUAGCUGUUACUAGUAUAGCUCCCAACAUCACCGCCGGCCCCGCUGACAGCGCCGUGAUUGACAGCAUGUCAGUCAUUCUGCAUUGUGAGACCUCGGGAGCGCCGCGGCCAGCCAUCACCUGGCAGAAAGGUGAGCGUGUCUUGGCCAGUGGCUCGGUCCAGCUGCCCAGGUUCACCCUGCUGGAGUCGGGCAGCCUGCUAAUCAGCCCCUCCCACCUCUCCGACGCCGGGACCUACACCUGCAUGGCCAGCAACUCCCGGGGCAUCGACGAGGCUUCGGCCGACCUCGUGGUCUGGGCACGCACUCGAAUCACCAAGGCGCCUCAAGAUCAGAGCGUUAUUAAAGGGACCAAAGCCGUCAUGACCUGCGGAGUGACCCACGACCCCAGUGUCACUGUCAGGUAUGUGUGGGAGAAGAGCGGUUCGGUGAUUGACGUGAACACGUCUCCCCGUCUGCGCCUGGAUCCCGACGGGACCCUGCACAUCUCCCAGACGUGGUCGGGCGACAUCGGUACAUACACCUGCAGGGUGACAUCGGUGGGAGGCAACGACUCCCGCAGCGCCCACCUCCGAGUCAGGCAACUGCCCCACGCGCCGGAAAACCCAGUGGCGGUUCUGAGCACGUCGGAGAAGAGGGCCAUCAACCUGACGUGGGCCCAGGCCUUCGACGGCAACAGCCCCCUAAUCCGCUACAUCCUGGAGGUCUCGGAGAACAAUGCCCCGUGGACGGUUCUGCUGGCCAACAUCGAGCCGGAGUCCAGCGGGGUUACCGUCGGCGGCCUCAUCCCGGCGCGCUCCUACCAGUUCCGGCUGUGCGCCGUCAACGACGUGGGCAGAGGCCAGUUCAGCAAAGAGACUGACCGACUGACUCUGCCCGAAGAGCCUCCCAGCGCCCCGCCUCAGACCGUCAUCGCCAGUGGCCGCACCAAUCAGUCCAUCAUGAUCCAGUGGCAGCCCCCCCCAGAGAGCCAUCAGAACGGCCCACUGCAGGGCUACAUCAUCAGGUACUGCCUGUCAGGGCUCCCGGUCGACUGUCAGAUGAAGAACAUCACCAACCCGGACCAGACCAGUCUCAUCCUGGAGGACCUCAUCAUCUGGACCAACUAUGAGAUCGAGGUGGCAGCCUACAACGGCGCCGGCCGGGGGACGUACAGCCACAAAGUCACCGAGUGGACUCUGCAAGGAGUGCCCACUGUGCCACCAGGAAAUGUGCAAGCCGAGCCUGUCAACUCCACCACGGUGCGUUUUACUUGGAGUGCCCCGAGCCCUCAGUUUAUCAAUGGAAUCAACCAAGGAUACAAGCUCCUGGCAUGGGAACCCGGCCGCACAAACGAGGUCACCGUGGUCACGGUGCGCCCCAACUUCCAGGACAGCGUGCACGUGGGCUACAUAUCCGGCCUUAAGAAGUUCACCGAGUACUACAUUUCGGUGUUGUGCUUCACCACGCCUGGAGACGGGCCGCGCAGCCUGCCUCAGCGGCUUCGCACUCACGAGGACACCCCCGGCGCUGUGGGACACCUCAGUUUCACCGACAUCCUGGACACGUCGCUGAAAGUCAGCUGGAAGGAGCCGCAGGAGAAGAACGGAGUCCUCACAGGGUAUCGGAUUUCCUGGGAGGAGUUCAACCGGACCAAUACAAGGGUGACCCAUUAUCUCCCCAACCUGACGCAGGAGUACAAGGUCACGGGCCUCACGGCGCUCACCACUUACACCAUCCAGGUGGCGGCCAUGACCUCCAAAGGUCAGGGCCAGCUCUCCGCUUCCACCAUAUCGUCAGGAGUGCCGCCAGAGUUGCCUGGUCCUCCCACUAAUUUAGCCAUCUCCAACAUCGGGCCUCGCUCCGUCAAUCUGCAGUUCAAACCAGGCUACGACGGGAAAACAUCGAUCUCCCGUUGGCAGGUCGAAGCUCAGAUCGGUGUAAUUGGUGAGAAUGAAGAGUGGCUGAUGGUGCAGCAGCUGACGAAUGAACCCGACGCUCGCUCGCUGGAGGUCCUGGACCUGAACCCUUAUACUUUCUACAGGUUCCGAAUGCGUCAGGUCAACAUCGUGGGCACCAGCCCUCCCAGUCAGCCCUCCAGGAAGAUCCAGACCCUGCAGGCGCCUCCGGACAUCUCCCCUGCGAACGUCACCCUGCGCACCGCCAGUGAGACCAGUCUGUGGCUCCGCUGGGUGCCUCUUCCAGAGUGGGAGUAUAACGGCAACCCGGAUCUGGUUGGUUACCGAGUCCAGUACUCCAAAGCGGGGUCCAAAGGGGGGGUUCUCUCCCACGUCAUAAUGGACCGGCUGGAGAGGGAGUUCACCAUCGAAGACUUGGAAGAGUGGACGGAGUACGAGGUCAGAGUUCAGGCCAUCAACGGUAUCGGCUCUGGGCCCUGGGGCCAGCCGGUCCACGGCAGGACCAGGGAGUCAGUCCCUUCCAGUGGUCCCACCAACGUGUCAGCAUUCGCCACCACCUCCAGCAGCAUCCUGGUACGCUGGGGGGAAGUCCAAGAGGCCGACCGCAACGGACUCAUCCUGGGCUAUAAGGUUGUGUACAAGGAAAAGGACUCGGACGCGGCUCCCAACUUCUGGACCGUCGAAGGCAACACGAGCCACAGCGUCCAGCUCAGCGGCCUGGGAAAGUACGUCCUCUACGAGAUCCAGGUGCUCGCCUUCACCCGCAUCGGAGACGGCAGGAGCAGCUCGCCAUCCAUUCUGGAGCGGACCUUGGACGACGUUCCCGGGCCUCCGGUCGGAAUCCUGUUCCCAGAAGUCAGGACCAGCUCCGUGAGACUCAUCUGGCAACCUCCUGCACAGCCCAACGGUAUUAUACUGGCCUAUCAGAUCACAUACCGAAGAAACUCCUCAAAUAGCAAUGCCGCCACAGUCGACGUGCUGAGCCCCAGCGCUCGGCAGUACACAGCGAGUGGAUUGAAACCAGAAAUGGUUUAUGUAUUCCGCCUCACUGCUCAGACACGGAAGGGUUGGGGAGAGGCUGCGGAGGCUUUGGUGGUCACAACAGAAAAGAGAGCUCGACCCCAACCCACAAGCCGUCCGACGGUCCCUCAAGAGGAAGUCCAGGCUCGCAGAGUGCUGUUGUCAUGGGAACCGGGCAGCGACGGCCUGUCCCCGGUCCGUUACUAUACGGUCCAGUACAGGGAGCUGCCAGACAGCAACUGGACUGUCCACUCCGCGUCGGUCAGCCAUGAGACGCACUCCUACAUCGUCGACAGGUUAAAGCCGUUCACCUCCUACCAGUUCCGUGUUAAAGCCACCAAUGACAUCGGAGACAGUGAAUACAGCCAGGAGAGUGAGGCCAUCACUACACUGCAGGAUGCGCCGGACAAAGCCCCCACGAUCCUGUCUGUCACGCCCCACACCACCACGUCUGUCCUGGUUCGGUGGCAGCCUCCCUCUGAGGAUCACAUCAACGGCGUGCUGCUGGGGUUCAGGGUCAGAUACCGGGAGUUGCACUACGACAGACUUCGCACCUUCACAAUCCGCACGGUAAACAGUCCGUCGGCCAACUGGGCUGAUCUCACAGCUCCCUACAGCGUCAGGAACUUAAGCGAGUCCUCGCUCACCCAGUAUGAACUGGAUAAUUUGAGUAAACACAAACGCUACGAGAUUCGGCUCAGUGUGUACAAUGCGGUGGGGGAGGGUCCCAGCAGCGCUCCGCAGGAAGUGUUUGUGGGAGAGGCAGUGCCGACGGCCCCUCCCCAGAACGUGGUGGUCCAGUCGUCCACGGCCACCCAGCUGGACGUCACCUGGGACCCGCCGCCGCUGGACGCUCAGAACGGAGACAUACAAGGUUACAAGAUCUAUUUCUGGGAGUUUCAGCUGCAGAACGAGACGGAGCGGCUGCGCACCCUCUUCCUGCCGGAGCUGGGAGUGAAGCUGAAGAACCUGACGGGCUACACCACCUACAUGAUCAGCGUGGCAGCCUUCAACGCUGCAGGGGACGGACCCCGCUCCCUGCCCACCAGAGGGCGCACUCAGCAAGCAGCUCCGAGCGCUCCCGGCUACAUCCACUUCAGCGAGCUGACCACCACCUCCGUCAACGUGUCCUGGGGAGAGCCCAAGCAGGCCAACGGCAUCAUCGAGGGCUACCGCCUGGUGUACGAGCCCUGCACGCCGGUGGACGACUCCUCUCCUCGCACUCCAGGUGUCAGUAAGAUAGUGACAGUAGAUGUUAAAGGGAGUGCUCCUCUGUGGAUGAAGAUCAAAGACCUGGCCGACGGCGUCACCUACAACUUCCGCAUCCGAGCCAAGACCCUGACGUACGGCCCCGAGGUGGAGGCCAACAUCACCACCGGGCCCGGAGAAGGAGCCCCGGGACCACCCGGAGAACCCUUUAUUUCUCGAUACGGCACCGUUCUGACGCUGCACUGGACGAGUGGCGAUCAAGGCCGGGCGCCCAUCACCCGAUAUGUCAUCGAGGCCCGACCCUCCGAUGAAGGGUUGUGGGAUAUUCUUAUCAAAGACAUUCCCAAGGAAGUGACAUCCUACACACUGAAUCUGGAUAUGCUACGAGAAGGAGUCACCUAUGACUUUCGGGUAAUUGCCGUCAACGACUACGGAUACGGCUCCCCCAGCGCGCCGUCUCCUUCCAUAUCAGCCCAGAAAGUCUCGCCCUUCUACGAAGAGUGGUGGUUUUUGGUGGUCAUCGCGCUGGUGGGCCUGAUUUUCAUCCUGCUCCUGGUUUUCAUCCUGAUCAUCCGAGGCCAGAGCAAAAAAUACACCAAAAAGGCCGACUCAGUGUCGUCCUCAUCCCCCUGUCCAGGCACCCACUCCAACUGCACGGCGCUGCCGCUGACCCACGGGGAGAUGGUGCGCCUGGACGAGGGUCGCUUCCCCGCCCUGGAGCUCAACAACCGCCGCCUGUCGGUGAAAAACUCCUUCUGCCGCAAAAAUGGCAUCUACACCCGGUCUCCCCCCAGACCCAGUCCUGGAAGUCUGCACUACUCGGACGAAGACGUCAGCACCAAGUAUAACGACCUGAUCCCAGCAGAGAGCAGCAGCCUGACUGAGAAACCCUCGGAGAUCUCUGACUCCCAGGGCAGCGACAGCGAGUACGAGAUGGAUCAGAGCCGGCAGAAGACCCACUCCUUCGUCAACCACUACAUCAGCGACCCCACCUACUACAACUCGUGGCGGCGGCAGCAGAAGGGCGUCUCGCGCCCGCCGGCGUACGGGUACUCGCAGCCCGAGCCCCUGGUGGAGCAGGAGUCUCGGCAGCACCCUCCGCCCGUGCCCCCCCUGCCCCCGCUGCCCCCCCUCCUGCCGCAGAGCGCCCCGUCCCCGCAGCCGCAGUGCCAGGGCCAGGGCACCCUGUUCAGGCCGAAGGGAAGCCGGACUCCCACCCCCUCCCUGCUGUCGUCCGAACCCCCCAGCCAGCACGGCACCCUGUACCGGCCCCCCAGCAGUCUGGGCUGCGCCGCCCAGGCGCCCACCGCAGGCUUCUCCUCCUUCGUUUGACACACAGCUGCGUUUCCUCGAACAACGGGACCCUGAGGACGAGUCUUCGAUUUUGUUGCUGUUGGUUUAUUUGUAUAUUGCUCUCCUUUUUUUUUUUUAACAUUUUAUUUUAUUCUGUCUCACAGACAGAGCUGUUGCUCAAUAUUAAGCAUUGCAGACAUCUUAAAUACUGCUUUCUCCUCCGUGAAGAUUGUGUGUGUAUGGCUGUGUGUCGCGGGUAUGACUGGUAAAUCUAUGUAGUGUGUAAUUUAUGAAGAGACAAUCAUUUGAAGAAUUUUAUGCAUUGCUUCAGUAAAUUAAUUUGAAGACUCAACCACUGAACAAGGAAGGAAAAAAAAAAAACCCCACAAUUUGACGUUUUAAAAAAGAAAUCCUUCUUUAGAAAAACACUGUAUUAUUGUUUGAUAUGAGAGCUUUAUGGAAAAACAACCAACUUAGAACCAUAUAGAGUAUGGAGCACUUGGCUUGCUGAAAGUGGACAAUGGAAACCUCUGGUGGAAUCAAGUGGCGUUGAACUACGGACAAACUGGACGUGAGAAAUGGACUCUGACUCGGAGAAAGGCGCCCGUGGACAGCGUGCCGCCGUGGAGUUUCUCACUCUGCCUAAUCAUUGUUUGAACUGCAUUACGUGUUUACUAUGUGUACUUGUCUCAAAUUGUUUACCAGAUAUUUAUAUCAAUCAGCUUCGAGCUCGACAUUUCCAGAUCAUCACUAGUGGCAAUGUAAUGAAUCACAUUAAAGCAUUGUGGCACCUUU